CCCUUACUCAGGAAGUGACUGUGAUGGUGAUGCUUGAUAUUUCCCAUUUUUUAUGUGAUAAUGCUGGGUUCAACCUUGAAUGGUGACCCAUACAUAGCUGCAGAGGCAGCACGUCACAGUCAACGUGCAAGGAAAAGACAUCGUGCACGCCACUUGAAAUCUCGCCUAGGGUGUUUCUCCUGCAAGUCGCGACGGGUCAAAUGCGAUGAAGUUCGCCCUGUCUGCGGCUCUUGCGAUUCGCGGAGGGAGCAAUGCAUAUUCCCCGAUCCACCAACAACUUCCCUCAAACCAAUCAGCUCUUCUCGAGAUCGACAAGAAUCGACACGCCGCUCGAGGGACGGUAGUCUCCGUCAUGCCCGAUCUUCCCUAGAGCCAUGGGAGGCGGGUGCUUCUGCGCCAGUAGACGAUGGCCUGCGUAUGGAUGACCUCCUCUCCUUGCAGUUCUUCCAUCUGCAUACUGCCCCGGGGAUGUCUCUACAUCCAAAACGAAACAUGGCAUGGCGGCGGGUAAUCCCCCGCCUCGCCGAAAAGCACCGUUAUCUCAUGCACCUCCUUAUCGCCCUGGGCGGCCUUCACAUGAUCACGGAUCGGCUGAGGCCAAGGCCGGGUGAAGAUGACCACUCGGAUACGGUAGAUUUGCGGGUGGUACUGGAUCGCUAUCAGAGAGGGCUGCAGGACUUCAGAACAGAAGUGGCCAAGAUAUCCAUCUCAAAUGCCGAAGCCGUGUACGCAGGCUCCCUACUCCUCGUCGCCUUCUUCUAUGCAUCCCUCCACGUCCCCGAGCUAAAUCUGGCCUGGACGACUGGCAUUCCUAUUUCUGUUCCCUAUGACCCUGCUCUAAGCAACCAGACCCUUUCCCCAACUAACAGGCCCGAGGUAAGCUGGUUGCACUUGAUCCGGGGGGUGUCGAUCGUGGCCCAAGACCAAUGGCCUGCCUUAAAGGCCAGCAGAAUCCGGCCACUGGUACUACAUUUCCAUGGAGAUGAGUACUGGACAGACCUUCCCUUUGAUCCAUCCUUGUCCAAACUCAGCCACUGCUCUCCUCUCCUGCAGGUAUUCGCCCAGGGAGCUUUUCAAGCGGUCGCGGACUUGAGAACUUUCUACGCCCCCCAUCAGCUGAGCCAUAGUUACGGGCUUUCCUCAACAUCCGUCUCGCCUCCAAGCGCAUCGGAGGGGGCAGUGGAUGGACUAUCAAUGUCCAUAAAUGUCCUGGAACGCGUCUAUUCGCGCAUUAUCUCUGUUCUCCAAUGUUCAGUCCUCGAGCAUGGCUUUCCAGAUGAUUCUGAUAUUCAGGACAAUCUGGAAGAGGCCGCAGUGCUAGGUUGGCCGGGUUUGCUUCCCGAUGUCUUUAUUGGCUCACUGGAGGUCGACGAACCAGGGCAUCCCACCUGGGGACUUUCAUUGAUCAUCUUGGCUCAUUUCUAUGUCGUCAACACAUUGGUAGACCGCUGGUACUUGCGCGCUUUCAAGGAUGAAAUCCUGAAGAUCCAAGAAUCCGUCUCUAGUUUACAUGACGCUGCGUUGGAUCGGCUUCUUAUAUGGCUGUCGAAGAUUGCCACCUCUUGAGCAGACUUUUAGCUUCGUGGAUCUGACAAACCCCCAUGUACUUUUCUUUGAUAUAGAUAAUAUUUAGAGCAGGAGCCUUUAUAGAGAAGAUAUAACCAGA
Molecule: messenger RNA, 1666 nt
Organism: Aspergillus wentii DTO 134E9
Lineage: Eukaryota; Fungi; Ascomycota; Eurotiomycetes; Eurotiales; Aspergillaceae
Product: Zn(II)2Cys6 transcription factor domain-containing protein
Exons: 2
Coding region: 61-1566 (501 amino acids)
Biological process (GO): regulation of transcription by RNA polymerase II
Molecular function (GO): zinc ion binding; DNA-binding transcription factor activity, RNA polymerase II-specific
Source: RefSeq, a predicted model, not a curated record